AUGGUGAGGGGGGAGUGCUGUCCGCGGGAGGACCGCUCGAACUUCUGCACCAUAUUCACCAUGCUGUCGCCCACCGAACAGAACGAGGUCGUCGGCUACUUGGGUGACAACUGCCAAGGCGACGCCGAGGAGGCCAUCCGCGUCAUGGAGAAGCGCAAGCCAAACUUCAUGCGAUACGGGCGGUCACCCAACAUCGAGAUGGGCAAGAAGGGCUCCGACCCGAACUUCCUGCGAUUCGGCAAACGCUCCAAGCCUAACUAUUUGCGCUUUGGCCGCAGCGACCCGAAUUUCUUGCGAUUCGGCAAGAAGGCCGCCGGCUCCGACCCGCACUUUUUGAG
Messenger RNA from Mesorhabditis spiculigera, 338 nucleotides. Lineage: Eukaryota; Metazoa; Nematoda; Chromadorea; Rhabditida; Rhabditidae. The record is from the annotation of a GenBank genome assembly.